ACACAGACACCGACACACACACACACACACACACAGAUAUAUAAAAGGUGACUUCAGGCCUUUCUUCUCCAGGACAAACUUGAGUUUGUUCAGCCUCUCUGCAUCAGGCACCAUUACAGCAAAGAUGGCAUCAGGCUUUCACUUGGCGUUCUUCCUAAGUCUGAUAGGUGGACUGUUGAUUUCAGGAUCAAGGUCCUUCUCAAGUCCAGCCUGUCCUUCUGGUUGGGCUCAGUAUGGCGCUCGUUGUUUCUCCGUUCAAACCAGCAGAAGGUCCAUGGCUGAUGCAGAGCUCACCUGCAUUUCUCUUGGUGGGAACCUGGCCUCAAUCCGCAACAUCCAUGAACACCUCUUCAUUCGAAAUCUGAUUUACCAAAUCUGUCGAUUUUAUGCAACUGCUUGGAUUGGAUUCUAUGAUGCAGUACAGGAGGGAAAGUGGUUGUGGACCGAUGGUUCAAAAACGGUCUUCACACACUGGGGUCAUGGAGAGCCCAACAACGUAGGAGGAGAGCACUGCACAGAGACCAACUUUCGAGGAUACUACUGGAAUGACGUCCCAUGUCACCACAGUAAGCCUUUUGUUUGUGCUAGGAACAUGUGAUCCUGUCCUGUGGAGCGCUAUGACCUCACUUCCACCACGAUGACCUUACUUUGUCCUUGUUCAAAUGAUUCACCUCCAACUUUAAACUUCCAAAUCAAAAUUCUUCCAAAUGAGUAAACAAACUGAACUAUCAUUAUGAUUUUUUUUAAUUUCAGUCUCAAUCAGUGUCAAAACAAACCGAAAAAUAAACUUUCCAUGCAUUUCAUUUCAA
Scatophagus argus is the source of this 809-nucleotide messenger RNA. RefSeq names its product galactose-specific lectin nattectin-like. Gene Ontology annotation, molecular function: signaling receptor activity. The record is from RefSeq and is a predicted model, not a curated record. The transcript has 7 exons. Lineage: Eukaryota; Metazoa; Chordata; Actinopteri; Scatophagidae. The coding region runs from base 125 to 598 and encodes 157 amino acids.